Messenger RNA from Chiloscyllium plagiosum (whitespotted bambooshark), 1498 nucleotides. The record is from RefSeq and is a predicted model, not a curated record. NCBI's taxonomy places the organism in Eukaryota, Metazoa, Chordata, Chondrichthyes, Orectolobiformes, Hemiscylliidae.
ACAAGAGAGAGAGAGUAGGAGAGAACAGUAGUGGAGAGUGACAGAGAGAAGGACACAGAGACAGAGAGGGAGAUUGUCUCAGUGUUUGUAAGAGAAGGGCCUGGGGAGAAACAGGGAGUAUGGUGGGAUCUAGCUGUCACAGUGCUUUGGGGCUGUCCUGUUGGAGUGGGGGUUUUAUUUAAAAAGGGGCUGCAAGAGAGUUCCCUUUAGCGUAGAGGGAGGGAGUGAACAAGAGAGGGCCAGAGUAGGUUGGAAAGAUGGUUCCACCAGGGUCAAGCAGUAAAGCCCACAUGUGUCUCUCCACUGUGGUGAUUCUCAGCAGUAUGGCCAUCAUAGACAGUUACCUGAUUCAGCAAAGCCAAGGGCCCCGCAAACUGGGCGCUGGCAUCAUGGUAAUGGUGGGCGAUGUCUGCUUUCUCAUAGCUCUGCGCUACACCGUGGUCUGGGUCAGUGCUGAGGUCAAGACAGCGAAACGAGGCCACACCAUGAUACUCUGGUUCCUCUACAUCUUUGUGCUGGAGAUCAAACUCUACUUUGUCUAUCAGAACUACAAGGCUGACCGCAGGAGCCUGAGCUGGUUGGCCAGGAAAGCCCUCACCCUGGUGUUGUCGGUCUGCGUGCCAGCCCUCUACCUCCUCCUGGUGGCUGUCGAUCGUAUGGAACAUCUGAAGGCCUCGAGAAAGAAGGAGGAGCUGAGGAGCCAGUUGCUGUGGGUGGUGGCUGAUCUGCUUGACAUGUUGGACGUUCAAGCCAAUCUGUGGGAGCCCCAGAAGAAAGGGCUCCCCCUGUGGGCAGAGGGCUUGAUGUUCUUCUACUGUUACAUUCUGCUCCUGAUCCUGCCUUGUGUCUCCCUCAGUGAGAUCAGCAUGCAAGGUGCUCACAUCCUGCCUCACAAGAUGAUGCUCUACCCCAUCCUCAGCUUCAUCUCCAUCAACAUCAUCACCACCCUCAUCCGAGGGAGCAACUUGUUCUUCUUCAGUGAUGCCAGGGCCUCAGGCAUCUUCAUGGGUAAGAACGUGCUCGCGAUUGCCCUCAAGAUCUGCACCUUUGUCCAGUGCAGGAAGAGAGUCCCUGAUGUUGGUCCAGCUCCAAAUCCUGAGCUACACCGGGACAUGACCACCUCUUACGUCUCUGGGAGCUUCCUGCCCCUCGAUGCGACGUGGCCAAUCCCACACGCAGCAACGUUGGGGUGCCCAGGCACUGGGAAUACGUGAUACCUGCUCCCAGCAACCAGCCCUCCCUGACCCCACACUGCCAUGUCACUGCUCUGGGAUACCUGUGACAGGCAGCUUCCCCACCCACCCACCCCCCCCUUUCCACUCCCCCUUUCCCUCCCAGACUGAGCACCAACUGGGCCUUCAACCAUUCCCCUCCCUCUCCCUACACUCAUCAAAGUUCACCAUGACACCAAUUUGCUGUCUUCACCCCAUCUCCGCCCUCACCUUCCCCCCUUCAUCCCCAUCCCACUCCAUUCCCUCACCUUCCCCCUUCAUCCCCA